AUGGUAGAAGCCCAAAAAUGGUUAGAGGAGAAUUAUCCCAAAAAUGGGACUUGUGUGAGAGAAAAAGAAAGUUGGCAAAAAGAAUUAGAAAACCACAAAGACUUUGGUAAAACUAGGGAAGAAAUAAAAAGGUUGGAUACAGGUAAAAUAGGUCUAGAAGGAACUCUAGAUUUAUCUGAUUUUUCUAAUUUAGAGGAAUUAUUUUGCUUUGCUAAUUGUCUCACUAAUCUAAAUAUAAAUAAUUGUAAGAAAUUAUGGGUAAUUAAUUGCUCUAAUAACCAACUUACUACUUUGGAUUUAAGUAAUUUAGAAGAGCUAAAAAUGCUUUUGUGUUCUAAUAACUACCUCACUCGAAUAAUUUAUCCCACUAAUCCAAAAAAAAUAACUGAAUUAUAUAUAACCAAUAACAACCUCUCCCCCCAAGAUCUUUCUAUUUUUAAGAUUGGUAAUUCAGAUAAAAACAAAAUCAACCAAAAUAUUUAUAAUAAUUUUCAAGGAAGUUUAGAACCUUUAAAGGAUUUGAAUAGAUUGAGAGUAUUAGAAAUUCCCAAUACUGAUAUAGAUAGUGAAGCAGGUUUUAGUAAAGAACAAACCAAAAAAAUCUUUACAGAAUUAAAUAAAGAUACUGAAUUAGUUAGACCAGAUUUAAGGGAAAAAUAUUGGUCUUUUGGAACCUGUAAAGAAUGUAAUCAACCUAAUACUAAAAGAAGUAAAGUGUGGGAUGGUAAAAAUGGAGAAUACAAAAAUUACAAAACAGUAGCCCUCAAAACCCUCACUAAUUCCCAAAACAUGAACCAAGACUUCCUCCAAGAACUAACCCUCUACAAACUAUUCAAAAAAAGUAAUUAUAUAAUGGUUAUGGAAUAUAUGAAAGAAGGAAAUUUAAGAGAGUUUUUAAAGAAGAAUAAGGAAUUAAAGUUUUAUGAUAAAGAGAUGCCUUGA
Racocetra fulgida is the source of this 942-nucleotide messenger RNA. The record is from the annotation of a GenBank genome assembly. NCBI's taxonomy places the organism in Eukaryota, Fungi, Glomeromycota, Glomeromycetes, Diversisporales, Gigasporaceae.